Durusdinium trenchii is the source of this 510-nucleotide messenger RNA. The record is from the annotation of a GenBank genome assembly. NCBI's taxonomy places the organism in Eukaryota, Dinophyceae, Suessiales, Symbiodiniaceae.
AUGACGCGAGAGCUGAUGGUUGUGGAUUUGUUUUACAACCUCGAACAGUUGAAUGAUCAGAAAACACUGGCAGAGGCAGGCAUCAGCGCUGGUGCGGAGGUGCAGAUCCUGUUUGGCACGAUGGCUCCAGUCGAAUGCCCGAACCGGAAAUCUGCUGGAGUUGAAGAGUUGGUGGUUGUAAAGAUCCCAGACUCUGCUGGUGCUUUCAAUAACUGCCAGUCCCUGGUCCAAUUCACAAUUCCCAAUUCUGUGACUUCCAUUGGAUGUGGUGCUUUCAGUUGCUGCCACUCCUUGGCCGAAAUGAUCAUCCCCAACUCUGUGGCUCACAUCGGUGACCUUGCCUUCGAGAAUUGCAGCUCAUUGGAACAAGUGACCAUCCCAGAAUCGAUCACUUGUAUUGGCGAAGAUGUCUUUGCUGGCACGAGGAUUUCUACCUCACAAGAGGCAGAGGUGAAUCAGGCUAGUUGUGGCAAGAAGAGUGGGGCGCAAGGGAAAAAGACGUGCUCUUAG